UAUAAAUAAAGCAGCCUAUCCUCUUGCUUAAAGCAUAACAUUUCAUAGUUAGUUUACUUUUUACGUUUAGCAAAUUAGAUAAGAAAACCAUGUUGUCGUUAAGUCCCCCUAUUACACUAAUAACUUGUCCACCAAAGACUACAACCAACCCUACCCAUGCUUCUCGUUCCCAAUCACGCCGGCUCCCCUCACAACCCAUGAUCAUUAUCAAACGUGGCACUACGGUUGCUGGUUCGAUUCCAAAUGCGGACAAGGCGGAAGGAAGAGCUUCCAUAGACGAAGACUUGCUGGAAGUAGAGCUGACGCAGACAGAGUUGAGGAAGGAGAUGAUUCCGAAGCAUGUGGCGGUGAUUAUGGACGGAAAUGGGAGGUGGGCAAAGAUGAGAGGGUUGCCGCUGUCGGAGGGACACACAGCCGGCAUGCAGUCGCUGAAAACGAUGGUGAAAAUGUGUUUGAGAUGGGAGAUAAAGGUUCUCACUAUUUUCAUGUUUUCUACUGAUAAUUGGAUUCGCCCCAAGUUAGAGGUUGAAUUCUUGUUCAGCCUGCUUGAGAGAAUAAUAAACUCUGAAACUGAAGCAAUCAUGAGAGAACAAAUUAAAAUAUCUAUGAUUGGAGAUUCAUCAAAGCUCCCCAAGUCACUCCAGAGAAUGAUAAGUAGUGUUGAAGAGAGCACCAAGAAUCAUUCAAAACUCCAACUUAUUGCGGCAAUUAACUAUGGUGGGAAAUAUGAUGUAGUCCAAGCAUGUAAAAGUGUGGCCAAGAAAGUUCAAGAUGGUUCUCUUCAUUUAGAAGACAUUGAUGAAAACAUUAUUGAAAAGGAAUUGGAAACUAAGUGCACUGAGUUUCCUAACCCGGAUCUACUAAUACGGACUAGUGGAGAACUUAGAGUUAGUAAUUUCAUGUUAUGGCAAUUGGCAUAUGCAGAACUUUUCUUUAAUCAAAAACUUUGGCCAGAUUUUGGAAAGGAUGAAUUUGUAGAGGCCUUAAGUUUCUUUCAAAAGAGACAAAGACGUUAUGGUGGACGACAUUAAUUCAUCUCCAUAUAUCAAGUGAUAUUGUUGUCUUAAUCAUUAAGUUCUAUGAAUAAGAUUUCUUGAUAAUCUAAA
Medicago truncatula (barrel medic) is the source of this 1106-nucleotide messenger RNA. RefSeq names its product dehydrodolichyl diphosphate synthase 2. The record is from RefSeq and is a predicted model, not a curated record. Lineage: Eukaryota; Viridiplantae; Streptophyta; Magnoliopsida; Fabales; Fabaceae. The transcript is spliced from 3 exons. Gene Ontology annotation, cellular component: chloroplast stroma. Gene Ontology annotation, molecular function: ditrans,polycis-polyprenyl diphosphate synthase [(2E,6E)-farnesyl diphosphate specific] activity. Gene Ontology annotation, biological process: polyprenol biosynthetic process; plastid membrane organization; response to cold. Bases 90 to 1031 code for a protein of 313 amino acids.